GUUGUGGUGUUUUCUCUGGGGUCGAUGGUGAAAAAUCUCACAGAGGAAAAAGCCAACCUCAUUGCCUCAGCCUUCGCCCAGAUUCCACAGAAGGUUUUAUGGAGAUACAAAGGAAAGGAGCCGACCACGUUAGGACCCAAUACUCGGCUGUUUGAUUGGAUUCCCCAGAACGACCUUCUUGGCCACCCCAAAACCAAAGCUUUCAUCACUCAUGGUGGAACCAAUGGGAUCUAUGAAGCUAUUUAUCACGGGGUCCCCAUGGUGGGAGUCCCCCUAUUUGGAGAUCAGUAUGACAACGUUGCUCACAUGAAGGCCAAAGGAGCAGCUGUGCAGGUCAACAUGCACACAAUGACAACUGCAGACCUGCUGGGUGCCUUGAGAGCAGUCAUCAACGACCCUUCUUAUAAAGAGAAUGCCAUGAGGUUAUCAAGCAUUCACCAUGACCAGCCAAUGAAGCCCCUGGACCGAGCAGUCUUCUGGAUCGAGUUUGUCAUGCGCCACAAGGGAGCCAAGCACCUGCGGGUUGCAGCCCACGACCUCUCCUGGUUCCAGUACCACUCUUUGGAUGUGAUUGGGUUCCUGCUGGCCUGCGUAGCAACUGCUAUAUUUUUGAUCACAAAAUGUUGUUUAUCUUUUUACCAUAAGUUUAUUAAGACAGGAAAGAGCAUAAAGAGGGAAUAGAUCUUUCUAAGAUCAGCAAAGUGCUGAGUUGGGCAAUAAUAUUAAUUCCAGCCUUGAAAAGUUCAUGGAGAACCUGUCUUGCAAUUUUUUCAAGUAUCAUGUCUUGUUUCUAUGAACGUUGACUAUGUGUUUGGCAAAUGGUAACAACAUUUUGAAAAGUUAUUCACAUUCAUGUGGUUUGUUUGUUCUCCUUACUAGAGGAAAAGUCUAGGUUUCAACAGAAUGAGUCUUCAUUUGCCUUUUCCUCUGGGGCUUUACCAGGGAGCUAUUAAUUCUAAAUAAAUUUGCUCAUAGGAUCAUUUAAAUUUGAACUUUGAUUGACAUGCUAAGUACAUUUGGAAUCUUGAGAAGCUUUGCAGUGUACAUGGGAUUUGAUGAAUGAGGUACUCACAAAUGUCAUAUGUCCACUUCUCCAUAUGCCAUAAAAUCGAAGAACCACCAUAACAGGAAGUCAGUUUAAGAGAAAGUCAUGAUUUUCUAGUGUUAUAAUAAUUAGCUCUUUACCUUGCCAAAUGUUAUUGGAAUGUGAGUAUGAAAUUACACAGGAGUAGUGCAAUGCAGUAUUAAAGAUCUACCUCCAUAAUUUUUAUCGCACAUUGUUAGAUAGACACAAUCUACUUUUCUGUCAUUCUUGUGCCUGGUCCAGUGAGGCACUGAUUUUGGCUCAUUAAAUUUCAAAAAACAGAUCAAUACAUUGAAUUGUUUUCUAAGUACAAAAUGUUAAAUUUGUACCAAAUAUAUAUAAACAAAUCAUCAGAAAGAAAUACCAAAGGAUAUAUAAUUUUGUGAAGUUUUUAACUUAGAAAAAUAUUGAUAACCAUAAUGUUAAUUCAUUAUUUUUGAAUAUCAGGAGAGAAAAUGUGUAAUCAGUAUUCAGUAAUAAAUUUUAACUUUCUGCCCAGAAUAAAAAUUUAGAUUAUGAUAUGGUUUUUCCAAUGUGUCUUGCAUGAAUUCAAUCAUUUAUUUGCUGUGCUAAGAAUAUAUUAGCCUAAUAUUUUGACCAAGUAUAUGGUAGGAAGUGAGACAUGUGAUUAUUUCUCACUUUAAAACAAAAAUCAAUCGCAAUACUUAUAUUUAAAUGUUUUUCCUUAUCAAAUAUAUUAUUGAACUUGUUCUAUUCCUACAAAGUUAGUUAAAUGUCUAUCUAGAAUUUGAAUUUUAGUAUUUGAUCUUCAAUUGAGGAGACAUAGAUAUCCAUUAGUUUGAAGAGGACCUUUGAAGUUCUUAUACAUUUCUUAUGAUAUUGUAAGCUGCUUAGUUUUAAGAUUAAUGAUAUGCUAAGAUCAUUUUUUUUGAAUGUAUGCAUUCUUCAAAGUACAAAUAAAUCUCUAUAAAAAAAUGUGAA
Chinchilla lanigera (long-tailed chinchilla) is the source of this 2026-nucleotide messenger RNA. Its product is annotated as UDP-glucuronosyltransferase 2A3-like. Gene Ontology annotation, molecular function: UDP-glycosyltransferase activity. NCBI's taxonomy places the organism in Eukaryota, Metazoa, Chordata, Mammalia, Rodentia, Chinchillidae. The record is from RefSeq and is a predicted model, not a curated record.